GAAAAUCCCCUUUGCCCUUCCCCACCCAGCGUCAAGAGAUAUCGUCACACCAUCAGCAACAACCUCAGACACCGGAAAUCAGCGCCUAUAGCGCCGCCGACCACCCGCAUCAUCCUCACCCCCGCCGAAAAACCCCCCGGCCAGAUUCCCCAGUAAAUGCUGCAACGCAUCGCCCCCCUCCAUCUUCCGAUUGCCAUGCUCAUCAAAGCGAUCGGGAAGCUCAAUCGUCCCAUCCGACUCCUCGCUAUCGUCUUCCUCCCGUCCGCGACCACCAUGACUAUGUCGUCUCCGAUGCGAGCCCGAAGAAGGCGGCCGGUCGUAGGGGUCGUGCAUCAGACCGCCGCUGCGGCUGGAGGAGUAGUUGUCGUCGUCAUCGUGGCGCUGGCGUCUUCGGCGGCUUCUUCGCUUGCGGUCGCCGCUUGUUUCCGAGUCGCUGUAGCGUUCUUCUUUUUUGCGUUGCUUUUCGGGCGAGUGCGCUUCGUUUGCGUCGAGGUUGAAGCGCACGCGGCUGGUGGAGCGGGCGCGUUGGGCGUUGUCUAGCGCAUCUGUGUCGAACACACCUUGGUUAGCGAAAACGUUCAUGCCCGGAUUGCAAGGGCUCAUCAGAAGGUGCUGGCGGCGGCGGCGGCAGAAGUGCCGGGAACAGUAUUAAAGGCACUCACAUCAUGGGUGUCUGCUCCUCCUCGGCCUCGUCUCCCUCCAUCAUCGCCUGGGGGCGGUGGCUGUUGAUCCCCUGGCA
This is a messenger RNA of Neohortaea acidophila, 739 nucleotides long. RefSeq lists its product as uncharacterized. The record is from RefSeq and is a predicted model, not a curated record. The transcript is spliced from 2 exons. NCBI's taxonomy places the organism in Eukaryota, Fungi, Ascomycota, Dothideomycetes, Mycosphaerellales, Teratosphaeriaceae. The coding region runs from base 157 to 540 and encodes 127 amino acids.